Linum trigynum is the source of this 5602-nucleotide messenger RNA. Lineage: Eukaryota; Viridiplantae; Streptophyta; Magnoliopsida; Malpighiales; Linaceae. The record is from the annotation of a GenBank genome assembly.
UACCACAAAAGAACGUGCGUUUUUAUUAAUUAUAAGUUAUUACAAAAAUAUUUUAAUUUUGACAAAUAUAUUAGUCAAAUCUUUGAACGUACAAAAUAAUAGCCAACUGUUAAAUUCUCGUUAACCCUUUCAUUAAACGAUUAUGACUUCGCAAUCACGGUGCUGAGUUUGAAGAGUUUUUGUGACAUCACGAUCAACCAUAAAUUGCCACGCCAAUCAAACUAUUCUCACUUUUUAUUAAUUUAGCAUUGGAUGAAAAAUCAACCAACGAAGAAAAAUCUCUAUUUAUAGCACAAUCGCACACAUACAAGCUGAAAAAUUAUUCUUUUUUAUGGUGCGAAACGGGGCACUUAAAGAGCACCCCCAGGCUUUAUUCAAUAAUAAAGCAUGUCGUUCGGACCCCAAUAGUAUCAUGGUAUAACCAGUAAGAAAAGCAGCGUCAGGUGCUGCAAUAGCAUGGGAACCAACAGAACAUGAAUGUCCUAAAUUAGCGAGAUAAUCUUCAACAACAUUUGCCUCUUUGUAAACAUGGACAAUGUGGACUUGCCAGUCCCUCGCGAGCCAGCGUCAUAUUUCGACGACACUUGUGUAGUGGCGAUGGUGCGGUGUGGCGGCUUCAAUAAGAUGCUUCGCUGUGGUGGUAUCUGUCUGCAUAAUCACCUUCCAAACUCCUGCCUCCCAAGUGAAUUUCAAUCCUUGCAUAACCCUGACAAACUCUGAACUCGUAACCGAAAAAUUCUUCUUCUUCAAUCCCUUCAAAUUUCUUACAGCAGACAAGCCAUUCACAAUAGAAGUUCCUCUGGCUAGCAAAUGACAUUUCGUUCAAUUUCUCUUCUGACUCUGACGUGGUAGAACCCCUAUCGAUGAUCUGUUUUCAUAUUUUAUAAUUCUUAAUGCACUCUUUCUUGUUUCCGCUCAAUUGUGCAAUCUAUGAUGACGAUAAGAUCCACCAUAUAAAUGGUCAAGGAGCGCUCACUGAAGGAACUUCGUCCCCGUAUUAACGGUAUCAUAUAAAUGGCUGAAAUUUUGCAAUAUGAAAAGAUUGGCUAUAUUAUUGUAUUUUCUUAACAUUAAGUUAAAUUAUUCAAGAAAUUGAGAUCAUGACUUAUUUACCACUUUAUAUAGCUAAAAUAUUAUGUAAAAAAGUAAAAUCAUAAGUAAUUUGCAUAUAUUACAUGUAAUUUAGGAAAAAAUCUGUAAAGAAUUAGGUGAGUGUCCAUACCCGCCCAAAAUAGUUCAAACAGAUUGGGAAAAACUGGUCAUGUCAAAAUUGCUAUCCCUACUUGGGAUAGAGAUCGUAACAUCAUAGUGGUUGCUUCUAUGGUCAGUUGUUUUGCAGGGAUUUUUUGAUAAUGCUAUGUAGGUAAACCAAGAUAUUGCACCCAAUUUAUAAGUAUAUAUCAAGUGAUAGUUUGAUCUUAAUUUUUUGUAAACUUUAUGCUGCUAACUCAGAUGUCUUUACGGUGGAAUUACUUGCAUUUCAAAAUCCUACAAGAUGGUGGCUAAUGCAUAAUUUUUAUUAUUAUGCCAGUUUGUGGCUCAAAACUAGUCAAUCGGAGUGCUCUGUCAAAGGAAAUUACACACUCCUUUGUAGGGCUAUUUUGAAGGUGUUUUUACAUCCUUUACAUCAAUGUCGUGUUUUUUACUUUUUUGUACUCUUUGCAGUUUCAAUAGAAUUAUCCAAAUUAGUUGCAAUCCUUCUAAUAAUUAAAUUUCUAGACCACGGCUUUUGGACUUUCCUCGGCAAAGGAACACUUGAGACUUAUGCAAUGCAAGUGGCCUUAUUUAUAUUUAAUUAAUUUCACGUACAGCAACUGUUAUUUAAAUAAUCAUUGAAUUAAGUAUAAUAAAAUCUCUUAAUCGAUUCAUUAAUAAUCAUCUCUCAGUCUGACAAGUACUUGGAAGUUGAAUACAAGCAAACUAAGAAGGAAUACGACUUUAGAUUUCAGACUGUUUGACCUUGAAAACACUAAAUUAUGAAUGAUGAUAUAAAUAUAAUCGCAACAAAAGUACUAAUUAUUUUUAUUUUUUUGAAUGGAGGCGACCAUAUUGUUCUACUGCUACAGUAGCAUUAUUAAAAACAAAAAAAAAUUCAUAAGCAGUGUUUAUAAAAUCAUAUUGUAUUAACGAUCUGAUCGGAAAACACUUCUAUUGAAGCAAAGCCUACAUACAGUUUUAAUGAUAUGAAAACGCUAAAUUACGAUUUAAACAUAAAAUACUUUAUCAACAAUUGAGUCCGGCGCAAUUUUACCAUCAGAGAAGUGAUGAUGUUAGGCAUUAUUUACAUCGUUGAGUUGCUUGCUAGAAAAGGAUAUUAUUAUUUAGAAGAAUCUUAAUCGUCGCUUUCCCAUAAUAUUAAUUAGUAUGGAAUAAUCAUUAAUUACUAAAGAUAGAAGUUUAAGAAGGUAUUGCACUUAGCAGUUAGCACGACCCGAUCUGAUAUUUGCCAUAUUACAUUAUGAUUUUUGGUAUUGCUUCAUGACUUGGCAAGGUUUGCAUAUCAUACCAAAUCAAUGUACAUGGACCUUUUUUUCUUCUAAUUGCCAACUUCAUGGCCUGCCUUGUAUGAGACACCAUUACUCAGCACCAUGUGGAAGAGGUCGCUAGGGCAAGAGAAAUGGACGUAAAUAAAAAAAUGAUAUAAUGAUCAUAAUAUUUAUUAAAAUAAAUAUGAUUUUUCUUGUGAUUUAAGGAAAGAAAUGCUAAACAGAGGAACUGCGGGAUCCAUCGUUUGAAUGACAAAGUUCGAUAAAAGAAUGGGAGAGGAUAGUAGUAGGGAUGACAAUUUUAAUCGAAUUCGUUUAAUAUUAUAUGUUUGACAUGUUUGGAAAUCACUAAUACUCAUUAUGUAGGUACGGCGGGGUGAGUAUGGGUACUAUCCUCGACCUUAUCCGUCACAAUAUUGGCCCGUCUUUUGUCUAAAUUCCUUGUAAUUUUUUCCAAAUUAUUUAGAGUUUUACUUUUAUUAUCUCAUAUUUUAGAUAUAAUAAAGUUGUAAAUAGGCGAGAACCUCAAUUUCUUGAAUAAUUUAAUUACAUUUAUCACUAUCAUAUCAACAAUAUGGCAAGAAGGAUCUUACUAUCAUACCGUCAUAUCAUGAUGUUAUUACUGUGGUAGUAUAUAAAUAUCACUAUAUGAGAUACGAUGACAUCAAAUUUAUUUGCUCAAAUAUAUAGUUGCAUAUUAACUUACAUUGUCAUAUACCACCAUAAAAAGACUUCAUAACAUCAUCUCACUACUGUCGUACAAUGAUCUUACAACAAUGGUAAGACUGACAACACAAUCAUAUCGCCGUCAUCAAUUUCUCCCUUUUCUCAUAAACGCUGUAACUUCUAGCAAUCAGCUCCGAAAAUUCAUUUUUGCUUUUUCUAUCUUCUCUCUAGUGCCCCCAUCUUCAGAUGAGAGAGGGGGCUAACGCCGACGUCUCUCCGGGGGCUGGCGGCAGCCCUUCGCUCCUCUUUUUUCCUUUGUUUUCCUUCUGCUUUGCUUGUUUUCAUCUCUUUUCGUUCAUGCUUUUACGCUUUCUAGCCAUUUUGAGGCUCUGUUUUCUCCCGUUGGUGGGUUUCCUUUCAUCCCUCCUUUGGUGGGUUGAGUGUUUUUGUCCUCUAAUAUGGUACCCAGAUCUGGAGAUGGUGUCUCGAUCUAAGAUGCGAUGGAGGCAAGAUCUGGUCCUGAUCUGACUUGUCUUUUCAUUUUCUCUCCCAUGUCUAUCUCCUUGUCUUUCUUGUAGAUCUUGGUGAGUCGGAGAUGUAGUUAUUGGCGUCGGACUCGGAGGGGAAAGCUUGAAGACAAAAGCACCUUUCCCUUGGGUUCUUUUGUCGUUGACCGGUCGGAUGAUAUUGUCUCAGGGUUCGAUCGGCGGGAGGCUGAAGCUGAUUGACUCGGGGUGGGUUGGUGGGAGGUUCUCUUCAUAAGCCCUCCUUUAAUUUUGAGGUCGUCGGGAAUCAAUCCCCAUUUUGACGCUUGGCAGUGGUGGCGACGUUGGUUGGGUGGCAAAACGAUGGUAGUGGUUUUCGACUGCAGGGGGGAGGAUCUAGAGGGUGGGGAUGUGUGGUUAGGGUUUGAGAAUCUUAACUUGUUUUGGCCCGGGUCUGGGCCUUAUUGGGUUCUGGGUCGUGUGUUUUGGGCCUCUUUGUUGAGGAUUUUCAUGUCCGGUCACCAUUUCUACUUGUAUUUCUCCAUUUUGGCUUGGCCCAGUCGUAUACUUAAUGAACAACCUUUCAAACAAAAAAAAUCAUAUCGUCGUCAUAUCAUGAGAUAAGAUGUAAAUUUUUUUUGCUAAAAAUAUCAAAAUGAAUUUCCUUUCGUAGAGCACAAAAAAUGUGAUUUAAUUUCUAUGCAAUUUUUUUAGAAAUCAACGUAAAAAAUUAGAUAUCGUUCUUUCAAAAUUCGUAAGAUAUUUGAAAAGUGCAUUAACUGCCCCCUCGAGAUACCCACGAGCCCCAUAAAUUCACACAAAUAUCCCCAAAAUCCCUAAUUUCCAUCAUUAUACCCCCAUACAAUGUGGAUAAUAAGAUCUAUCAUUCCUUAAUUACAACCAUUAGAUCUCAUUUGUAGUUCUACAUAUAUAAUGGAUUUUGUACGAUAACCCAGGGUAGAGUUAAUAUUUUCAUAUGGUCCGAACUUUAUCAUAAUUUAUGAUUUUGGCCUAUCUUCUCAUAAACUCAUAAUUUGGCCUUUACUAUCACCAAAAAUAACUUAUUUGGCUCAGCCUGAGUAUUGACCGUUUUGUUGGACGAGUAAUACUGUUAGCUAAAGGAGACUCUACCAGUUAGGUAUCUUGGUAUACCACUAAUUGCAGGAAAACUCACUUCAAAAGAUUUUGGCAUAUAGAAUCAGUGAUGUACUCCCUAGUCUCAUUAGUUCCAACCAAUAUGCUUUCAUUAAAGGGAGAUUAAUCGGUGACAAUAUUCUACCUGCACAUGAGUUGUUGAAAUGGUAAAAUAGGAAAUCAUUCUCUCCUCUUUAUUUUCACUAAGGGAUCAGUCAAGAUAAUGAAAGUAGUUCCCUAAAAAAAAUUAAUGAAAGUAGUUUCAGAAGUAUUAGACCAUAUCUAUAAGGUUUCUGGCCUUAAAUACAACCCGGGGAAGAGUUAAAUGUUCUCUGUUGGUUUAUCAAAUGUUGAGAGGAGGGAAAUUGGAGUUCGGUUAGCAUGCUAACCCCCCUAGGGGUUGGAAAAAUGACACCCCCUAGUAUAUUAAAUACAACUAUAGAAUUUAAUACACACAUUAAAUACACAUUAGGAAUUAAAUGUACCAUAUUAAUUAGGAAUUCUCUCACUAUUAAAUACACAUUAAGAAUUAAAUACACACAUUAAAUACACAUUAGGAAUUCUCUCACUAUAUUUGAUUUUUCCUUUUUCAGCAGUCUCCGACCACCAGACUUCCUCCGACCGCCACACUUCUCCGGUGAAAAUCCCAUCGCAGACUCCCUCCGACCACCUCCAAAAAAUAUACCACUGCACUGAUACGGUGUACCACUGUACUGGUAGAUAUACCACUGCACUGGUAGCGAUAUCAGUGCACUGGUAGCAAUGUCAUAUCUGAGUAUUAGUGCAGUGAUACAAAUACCAGUAAAGUGGUAAUUAAUGUGGUGUAUUUAA